AUGCCUGCCUUCAACAGAUUGUUUCCCCUGGCUUCCCUCGUGCUCAUCUUCUGGGUCAGCGUCUGCGUCCCUGUGUGUGUGGAAGUACCCUCGGAGACAGAGGCCGUUCAGGGCAACCCCAUGAAGCUGCGCUGCAUUUCCUGCAUGAAGAGGGAGGAGGUGGAGGCCACCACGGUGGUGGAGUGGUUCUACAGGCCCGAGGGCGGUAAAGAUUUCCUUAUCUAUGAGUAUCGGAACGGCCAGCAGGAGGUGGAGAGCCCUUUCCAGGGACGCCUGCAAUGGAAUGGGAGCAAAGACUUGCAGGAUGUGUCCAUCACUGUGCUUAACGUCACUCUGAAUGACUCCGGCCUCUACACCUGCAACGUGUCCCGGGAAUUUGCUUUUGAGGCACACCGCCCCUUUGUGAAGACUACACGGCUGAUACCCCUCCGAGUCACCGAGGAGGCUGGAGAGGACUUCACCUCUGUGGUCUCAGAGAUCAUGAUGUACAUCCUCCUGGUCUUCCUCACCUUGUGGCUGCUCAUUGAGAUGAUAUAUUGCUACAGGAAGGUCUCAAAGGCUGAAGAGGCAGCCCAAGAAAAUGCGUCUGACUACCUUGCCAUCCCGUCCGAGAACAAAGAGAGCUCAGCGGUGCCAGUGGAGGAAUAG
Messenger RNA from Neomonachus schauinslandi (Hawaiian monk seal), 648 nucleotides. It is a transcript of the gene SCN3B, whose product is annotated as sodium voltage-gated channel beta subunit 3. Gene Ontology annotation, molecular function: sodium channel regulator activity. NCBI's taxonomy places the organism in Eukaryota, Metazoa, Chordata, Mammalia, Carnivora, Phocidae. Gene Ontology annotation, cellular component: voltage-gated sodium channel complex. The record is from RefSeq and is a predicted model, not a curated record. The transcript is spliced from 5 exons. The coding region runs from base 1 to 648 and encodes 215 amino acids. Gene Ontology annotation, biological process: regulation of heart rate by cardiac conduction; ventricular cardiac muscle cell action potential; sodium ion transport.